AUGGAUGCUCAGGGCCUGGUGCCGAUCCGAGAACUCCGCGCGGACCUUCGAAAGCCCAGGCUUGUGCAGCGUUUGCUUCUUCCAGCGUCCGAGGGGGCCGCGCUGAGCUGCAUGCGGGACUACGUGCAGCGCCAGGGCGGGCUGCGAGCCUACGAGCAGCACCGCAGCCGGGCCGACCUGGACCCGAAUCCUAACUCCAAGCUGUCUGCCUUUCUACGUUGGGGUCAGCUCUCAGCGAACGAUCUCUUCUGGGCCGUGCAGGACGCGGGGCUUCCCCGCGAGCAGACAAAGACGUUCGGCCGGCGUCUAUUCUGGCGGGACCUAGCCUACUUCCAGAUGCACCACUUUCCCGAGAUGCACCGGAAAGGGAUACGCGCUCACUACGACAGGGCACGUUGGCGAGAGAGAGGUGACGGCAUGUUGAGGCUCUGGCAGCGCGGCGAGACCGGCUACCCGCUGGUGGACGCCGCUAUGCGCGAGCUGCGAGCCACGGGAUGGGUGCAGCAGAACGUCCGAAUGGUGGCCGCCACUUUCCUGACGGAGUACCUGAACAUCUCCUGGGUGGAGGGGGCGAAGUGGUACGAGGAUCAGCUCGUGGACGCCGACGUUGCCAUCAACUCGAUGAUGUGGCAAAACGCCGGCCGCAGUGGAACCGACCAGUGGAACUUCCUCAUCUCGCCUGUGUCGGCGAAGACUCAGGACCCCACCGGCUUCUACGUCCGCCGCUGGCUGCCGGAGCUCGCGCACCUGCCCGUUAGGUUCCUUCACACGCCGUGGGACGCGCCGCCAGACGUGCUCGCGAGCUCCGGCGUGCACCUGGGGACGUCAUACCCAGAGCGCUGCGUGGUCGACCUGGCCGCUGCGCGCGACGAGGCCAAGCAGGCCACUCUGGAGAUGAGGCGCUCCAUCGCCGACACCUGGAUGAACGAUGGCCAGGGCUACGACGUCAUAGCUCUCCCUGGCGGGGCGACCACCAAGCUCUUCACCAAGCUGGAGUACCGCCUGGCAAAGGACGGCCGCCAGCUGAAUCCCUCGGCCGGGGCCUCGAAGCCCGGCAAGGGCGGCGGCAGGGGCGGCGGCAAGGGCAGCGGCAGAGCAGGCGCGGAGCCCGCCGGCAAAGGCGGGGGCAAGCGGCAGGCGGAGGGGCGGCGGGCCGCCGCCGCGGCGGGCGGGCAGCUGACCAUCCCACUUCGCGCCCGAGGCCAAGCGGUCCCGCUGGGCGCGGCUGCGGGCGCCCGCCUGCGGGGAGCCCAUCGACGUCGACGCGCGGUCCCAGGGCGCCUGACCGCCCGCGGCCUCGCGCGCGCUCGCGCGUGGUGGACGCCGUCCGCUCCCGUCCUUCCCUUCGGUGCAGAUUGGCUAGGUUUUGGGUCCACACCAUCCUGUGAUUGGGGUUCGCCGGGGAUCAGCGCGCGGAUGUCGGUCGCCAGCCCGUCGGCAGCCGGUCGCGUGCGAGCGGGCGACGCACAGCUCCUGCCCCGGCGCCGCCCGCGCAGAUUCCGCUUGCAGGUUUCGCUCCUGCUCGGGCGCGGCGCUAUCCCCUUCUCCCACUCGCGCAGGCCUAGAGGUUGA
This is a messenger RNA of Prorocentrum cordatum, 1572 nucleotides long. Lineage: Eukaryota; Dinophyceae; Prorocentrales; Prorocentraceae. The record is from the annotation of a GenBank genome assembly.